This is a messenger RNA of Nezara viridula (southern green stink bug), 222 nucleotides long. Lineage: Eukaryota; Metazoa; Arthropoda; Insecta; Hemiptera; Pentatomidae. The record is from the annotation of a GenBank genome assembly.
AUUAACAAUGUUAGAUCUUGAGUCUAGUACUGCAUUCAAACAUAACAUUAACAAUGUUCACGGCAUUAAGUAUCACUCAUCAAGCCAAGAAAUAAGUACUUGAAGGCAUUUAUCACUGAAUCCAGAGAAGAUGCUGGUGUGGAGGAGAUACUGAAAAUAAAAACUACGAAAAAAAUAAACCAACUGUAUCAUUUCAUACAGGGCUGUUCAUUGAACUGUUAA